CAAACAAUAAACAAACAAGACUCGGCGCGCGGUCCGCGUCGACUUCUCCGCUUGAUCGACCCCUACGACCCACAAGGUCAUGGCGGACAAUUCUACCUGCAUAGAGCCCUUUUUAAAGUGCUGCCAGGAGACUUCCAAUUGUUUUACCGACUGCACCGAUGGGGUCGAGGAUAUGUUCUCUGACUCCAUAUCAGGGCAGUUGUGGCGAGUGGAGGCGAUGCUGCUCGUCAACGCCAUCCUUGCAGGAGUCAUGGUCGGAAUAGGCGCCUACGGUCACCGUUAUCGCCACUAUGGCUUCACCCGCUAUCUCUUGCUGGGGGCAACCACCUUGUUCCUACCCAUCAUAUCUUAUGUCCUCUCUGCGUUUGGCUCCGUUGGCUAUGAGUUUGAUGUCACUAUCCCCUCUCAAUUGAUAGCCACUUGUCGGGCAUACUUCAUUCACACAUACAUGGUCAUAGUAUCCAUCUGCCUUGUUUUGAUUUCUGCUAUCAAUACAAGCCCCAUAGUUGCUACUGAUGAUAGAGAAGAUCGAAGCAUACACCCUCCCUUCGAACUUCUUGUUCAAGGAAUUUGGAUAGUUUACCUGGUGAUCAGCACCAAAGCAAUUCCGAAUGAAAGUAAACUUAAUUAUCUCAGACUAUUCGCACCCUUUCCUCUUAUCUAUGCCAAAAUGACAUUAAAAUGUUAUGCAUUUAUAAAGGCCCGGAAAUCCUUUGCACUCGGACACAAUCCUCGUCUUAUUGUUGGAUAUAUGCAGCAACUGCAAGUAGAAAACGAUCAACAUGCAAGUGAGGAGGAUGUGCCUCCUCCAGCACCACUUGUAGUUAUGGGUGAGGACGGACAUAAACUAGAGAAGCAACCUCAUGGUUUCAUGUUCGGAAAGAACUUGGAGGAGGUUCAACAGGGUGGUUUGGUGACCAUUGACAGAGUUUGGCAAUUAGAAAACUUGUUUCUAAAAGAUAUAUGCUUGUCAUUUGCAUUGUUUAAGUUGCUCAGGUGUCGAUAUGCAAGAUACAAACUCACCAAUGUGAUCCCUAUAGAGACAUUCAAAUUUGUCAGGAACAUCUUGCUAAAGGAUGGUGAACAUGAAAGAGCCUUCGCGAUGAUUGCAGAUGAGCUUUCUUUUCUUCAUGAUUAUUAUGAUUCACCACUCCCAGUAUCCUACUCAGAUAACUGGUUGGUUAUAGUUAGUAUGAUUAUCUCACUCUUGAGCGUGGGUUACUGCAUAUUUGUUGGGACGGACAUCAUCACAGCGGUGCACAUUGCUGUUCGGAAUCCUGUGGAGUAUAUUUUUUUUGAGCCCUAA
This is a messenger RNA of Triticum dicoccoides, 1306 nucleotides long. RefSeq lists its product as uncharacterized. Bases 80 to 1306 code for a protein of 408 amino acids. The transcript is spliced from 2 exons. Lineage: Eukaryota; Viridiplantae; Streptophyta; Magnoliopsida; Poales; Poaceae. The record is from RefSeq and is a predicted model, not a curated record.